AUGAGAAACGACAGCUGCAAUCUCUCCCUGGAGGUGGACACAGCGGGUUUGACCUGUAUAUACAGCCUGUCCUUCACUCUGGGGCUGCCAGCUAACCUGCUCUCCCUCUGGGGACUGUACCAACUGGUCCAGUCCAACAGGGGGAUCCAGCUCGUCUUCAUCCUCAACCUGCUGGUGUCUGACCUGCUGCAGCUCCUCACCCUGCCAGUGUGGAUGCUGUACCUGCAGAAGGGGCACAGGUGGCAGUACAGCGCCGCGGGCUGUAACAUCAUGGGCUACCUGUUCUACAUUAACCUGUACGCCAGCAUCAUGUUCCUGAGCCUCAUUGCGCUGGACCGCUACCUGGCCAUCGUGCACCCGCUGAGCAGCCGCAGGGUGCGAACCGGCCGUGUUGCAGGUCUCACCACGCUGACCGUGUGGACCCUCACCAUCCUGUUCUGCCUGAUUGGGCUCUACCCCUCGGUGUUCGACCCGGAGACUCGGCUCUGUCUGGAGCGCUACCCUGUCAGCGUCCGAUACGCCCGCUUCAAGAUCGCCACCGUGGUGAUGGGCUUCCUAGUGCCCUGCGCCGUGCUGGGGUACUCUUCGGUUCGUAUUGGUGUAACGCUGCGGAAUUCCCCCUCUGUGUCUGACCACGACCGUCACAAAAUCGUGGGCACGCUAACCCUCAUCACCAUCAUCUUCGUCGCCGUCUUCGGCCCCUACCACCUUGUGGGUGGCUACAAGUUUGUGGCGUUCUUCCACCCCGGUGUUGACCAUUGCGUUCUGGAGCGGUCGCUGUUCCUGACCUACCGUCUGUGUUACGGUCUGACCAGCCUGAAUAGCCUGCUGGACCCCUUCUUUUACAUCUUCCAGUGCAGAGAUGCUCGGAGGGAACUGAGCAGAUCUCUGCGCUGUCUGGGGGACGAGUCAGACACCCUCGCCUCCCACGACCACCUGGUCCAAAGUGAUAACCUGUAG
This is a messenger RNA of Megalops cyprinoides (Indo-Pacific tarpon), 960 nucleotides long. Its product is annotated as probable G-protein coupled receptor 132. The transcript has 2 exons. The record is from RefSeq and is a predicted model, not a curated record. NCBI's taxonomy places the organism in Eukaryota, Metazoa, Chordata, Actinopteri, Elopiformes, Megalopidae. The coding region runs from base 1 to 960 and encodes 319 amino acids. Gene Ontology annotation, biological process: G protein-coupled receptor signaling pathway. Gene Ontology annotation, molecular function: G protein-coupled receptor activity. Gene Ontology annotation, cellular component: membrane.